This is a messenger RNA of Ectocarpus sp. CCAP 1310/34, 932 nucleotides long. The record is from the annotation of a GenBank genome assembly. NCBI's taxonomy places the organism in Eukaryota, Phaeophyceae, Ectocarpales, Ectocarpaceae.
GAACGUCAAAAUAUCAGAAAACCUUGACACCUACUACUUUGGACAGGUCAUGGCCGGGUACCCGCAGAUCGUCGCCAUGUGUGACCGGCUCUUGCCCGAAGACGUGCAACGGGAGAGCAGCGGCGUCGGGGGGGCGGCCGCCGGCCCUACCGGCGCCAAGAGAGCCGCUGCUGACGCGAAGAGGAGAGAGGACUACAAACCCAGAGCGAGGGAGGACAACGCCCACCUCAAGCCCAAGAAAAACGUGUCAAAGAACGCCGGCAGCGUGCAAGAGACCGCCGCGGUUGCCAUGCACUCAAUGACGUCAGGACUUGGACUGCCCCCCGGCGGAUUAAGCGAGCUAUUUCGGCCAGCGUCCGAACCCGCCCCCGCCGCAGCACCUUCCUCGCGGGACAUCUUAGAUGCAAAGACCGCAAAAUUGGCGUUUUCGACACCUUGUUCAAGUCUUUCCAAGCCGCCACGGAAAAUCUCAAAGAAGCCAAAACAGAGGCGGCAGGCGGCGACAGCACGGCGCUGGAAAUGGUAGGUUUUCUGGAAAAAUAUAUAGCGAAGAUUAGAACCGAGAUGGCUGGAUGGGACAAGAGUCCCCUUUGAGGGACAGCCCGCGGUCCCUACCCGAUUCCACAUGUGCUAGAGCGAUCGAUUGUGUUAGUGGCGGUUGGUGUAGGAUCGUUGGUGUGUGGGCGGGGGAGGGAGAGGGCAGAUCGCUUUCACGUGCCGUACCGUUUGUCUUGUGUCGGGUGGGUGUUUGACGAGUGCACCACGUGUAGAACACGCAUGGAGAAAGCGUAGCGCAUGCUUGUUGUACGAUGUUUUUUUUUAGCCGCGUACAGCAUACCCACUUGUCUUUUAUUUUUUGUGGUGUUUUUUUACAGAUGAGUAGGGGGGGGGAACACGCAGAGAGACCGUGUGGCGCACGACCAAAGUUAUUU